ACGAUUUGAGAGACUUCGAUUCGACGUUGUUUUCUCGAGUAUUGUGGCCGACGGUCGAUAUACUCCAAUAUAUCUCUGUCUAAUAUUUUCCACAAUAUUUUUCAACUCCAUUGCGUACAAUUCUGACAGCGAUACACACGAACGAGAUCGUUCAAGAUGACUGCCGAAAUAGCAAAACCACAGCUCCGUGGUCUCCUCAUGACGCAGAUCAAAAAGAAUAUUGUAGGGAUGUUGAUAGUUAGCUUUGGUGUGGCAUAUGCAUAUAAAGUGCUUGUUGCAGAUAAGAGAAAACAGAGAUAUACCGAAUUUUACAAAACCUAUGACGCAGAGAAACAGUUGAAGAUAAUGAAUGAGGCUGGUCUCAUGCAGUCCUUUGUACCCCCGCAAAAGUAGAUUUAUGUGCACAAUAGAAGACCGAAAACUUGAGAAGAGAAUUAAAAAAGAUGAUUCUCUCUAAAAUUAUGUGUUAUAUCUAUAUGUAUAAUAAAUAAAUUCAAUCUAGUGUUAUUAUGUA
Monomorium pharaonis (pharaoh ant) is the source of this 514-nucleotide messenger RNA. RefSeq names its product cytochrome c oxidase subunit 6C (gene Cox6c). The transcript is spliced from 3 exons. The coding region runs from base 157 to 393 and encodes 78 amino acids. The record is from RefSeq and is a predicted model, not a curated record. Lineage: Eukaryota; Metazoa; Arthropoda; Insecta; Hymenoptera; Formicidae.